GAGAGCUCAGCAUGUUUGAGAGCUGAGAGAGCGAGAGCAGCUGUUAUCUCUUCCCCUUUGGCUGCCGCGUCUCUCGACCAUCCAGCUGCUUCCUCUCUCUUUCGGGAGAAGUGGACGGACCGAGGGUGGAGCUGGCUUGGUCCUGGGCCUUCGAGCCCUCCCUGCCUCCUGUACCCUCAUUUCAGUGGCCUCAAGCCACUCCCGUAGUCAUCCCAACCUGCCACCUGUUUCGUUGUUCUGUUCAGAGGGGUUUGUUCUGUAUCGCUUUGCUUCGCCCUCCUCACUGUCAUCCUGCCCUGGCCAUCGUUUAGAGUUAAGGGUUGUUUUUGCAGAGAGCUACCUGAUCGGGGCUGCAAAAUCCGGAUGACCAGUAGAUGGCAGCAAAAAGGAAAUCCUGCCUCUUCUCUGUCGCCUUAAUAGUUGGCCGGAUUUUUGUACCCUAGAUCUGGUAGCCCUGGUUUUGGUGGCUGCAGCUUUUCCUGCUACUCCCUGUCCUCCAAACCCAGUUUAACAGUUGCUUGAAGUUCAAAAAGGAGAUUCAUUGAAGCGGAAGACUACACUUGUUGAACUUCUGUUUAGUGAAAAAUGAUGUUAAGGAAAGAGGAAAUGCAAAGCAAGGGUUCCAACUUCCUGACGAAGCAGUUAGAAUCUUGUUAUGUUUCUACGACAGGGAAGAACCACGUUUUCUAAUCACGUCACCCAUCGAUUUGCCUACAAUUUAUUAUGGGUGAACAGCCUUUCUCCAGCCUGAUCUUAUGGACUCUUUAAGAAUUCACUGCAUGAAUGUCUUAUUUGGAUGAUACGUUCUGGUAUAUUCUUUCUUUGACAUCACAGUGCUGGAAAAAACAACAACUGAAGCUGAGUAGGACAACAUGAUUCCUUUCCUGACUUUCGAUGUUGGCCGUUCGCGUCUGGUUCACUUGUUCAAUGGAACAAAUGAUACUUUCUCUCCAAAUGGGACCUACUGUUACAGCUCUGCACGAGGAAGUACUGUACUUCAAGGAAUAACCUUUGGUGGGGUCCCUACUGUCCUGCUGCUUGAUGUAGCUUGCUUUUUGAUAUUGAUGUUGAUAUUUUCCUUUAUUAGAAGAAGACUUUGGGAUUAUGGUCGCAUUGCAUUAGUAUCAGAAAGGUUUCAUGAAUUAUCUGAAUCCUCCCCCAUUCUUGAAGAACCUGAUUCUGAUGAGGGGUUCUGUUCUUGGAUGGUCUCUGCCUUUCGCAUGCAUGAUGAGGAGAUUUAUGAAAAAUGUGGGCAUGAUGCCAUUACUUACCUCGCCUUUCAGCGCCAUCUCAUCUGCCUCUUGAUUGUGGUCAGCAUGUUGUCUUUGUGUGUUAUACUUCCUGUAAAUCUAUCAGGUGACUUACUUGAUAAAGAUCCCUAUAGCUUUGGAAGAACUACUAUAGCAAACUUACGAACAGGGAAUAAUCUUCUCUGGCUGCACACAGUUUUUGCUGUGAUUUACUUGAUUUUAACAGCUAUCUUUAUGAAACAUCAUAUGGGUGCCAUUAAAUACAAAAAAGAAAGCAUAGUGAAGCGCACAUUGUUCAUAACUGGCCUUCCCAAAAAUGCCAGCCAAACAGCCAUCGAAAAUCACUUCAAGAUAUUCCAGUAACUGGAUUAGUCCCUCUGUGGGCAGCAGGCAGGUGCAAUCCAUGGGAAGGAGCUGUCUUCCGUACCCCAGACUGGACCUCUGUGACAUUGGCUCAGGAAAUCGGUGCAUAGCUCUGUGCAGCUCUGUGGUUAUUUUAAAAGUUAUGCCUGUGUUUUAGUCAGGAACAGAAUUGUGCGCAUGGAAAUAGGGAGGUAAUUAUCUUUU
Python bivittatus (Burmese python) is the source of this 1817-nucleotide messenger RNA. The record is from RefSeq and is a predicted model, not a curated record. NCBI's taxonomy places the organism in Eukaryota, Metazoa, Chordata, Lepidosauria, Squamata, Pythonidae.